AAGCAAUUGAUUGAUUGCCUGAAGACUAAUCACCUGAAGGAGAGACCGGAACUGUUUGUGAGCGGAGACACCGUUAGGCCCGGGAUUCUGGUGCUCAUCAACGAAGUGGAUUGGGAUCUGUUGGGACGACACCACUAUGUCCUCCAACCCAAUGAUCGCGUGCUCUUCAUAUCGACUCUUCACGGCGGAUGA
This is a messenger RNA of Oppiella nova, 192 nucleotides long. The record is from the annotation of a GenBank genome assembly. NCBI's taxonomy places the organism in Eukaryota, Metazoa, Arthropoda, Arachnida, Sarcoptiformes, Oppiidae.